AUGGCGUGCAUCAAUAACUUAAAAGGAUGGGAGGAAGAAGGAUGGAAGUCUCCAUGGUAUUUCAUUCAAGGAGCAGAUCCUCAGCUUGGUUUAAUUGCAAGAUAUUUUGACCAAAAUCCAAUUCCUAAUUGGGAUAAGGAGGCUGAACUAAGUGAAAAACUGGUGGAGAAAAUCAAUUUGUUGAGUCCAAAACCAAGGUUUUUCAUAAUUUGUGGAGACAUGUGUGAUGCUGUUUCAAGUGUCGAAAAGGCGUUUUGUGGACAUUACCACAACAAUGCUGGAGGUAUGUAUAAGACCAUGGAAGUUGUGGUUACAUCAGCGAUUGGAGCUCAAUUAGGAGAUGCCAAACCAGGUGUCAGAAUUGUGAAAGUUUAUGAAGACAAGAUAGAACAUACCUAUUAUGGAAUUGAUGAUAUUCCCGCAACUGUAGAACUUUGA
Gryllus bimaculatus (two-spotted cricket) is the source of this 438-nucleotide messenger RNA. The record is from the annotation of a GenBank genome assembly. Lineage: Eukaryota; Metazoa; Arthropoda; Insecta; Orthoptera; Gryllidae.